GUUCGGUUGUCGGCAUUUUCAAAUUUCCUCGUUGUGAACCAUGUUGGUCUGGCAAGACAUUUUCACCGAAGACGAAGUUGUGUCGGACUCGCACAACGUGUAUGAAGCGAAGGACAAGGAAGGCAACUUGAUCCCUGGUAUGAUUGAAGUGGCCAGUAAGACGGUCACCAAGGGUGGCUUGAACGUGGAUGUUGGGUGCGGUGACGCGUUUGGCGGUGGCGACCAAGACGUCGACGACUCUGUCGAAACGGUGAACAACAUUAUCGACGAAUCCGUCGGGUUUGGCUACACGGAAACCGGUUUCAACUCAAAGGCCGACCUCAAGACGUACUUGAAGUCGUACUUCCGCAAGAUCAUCAAGCACUUGAAGGCGACCAACGCCAGCGACGAAACGUUGGACCAAUUCAAAAGCGACGCGCAAGAAAUUGUCAAGGCACUGGUUGGCAUGUACGACGAUCUCCAAUACUACAUGUUCCGCUCGAUGGACUCGGAAGCCGGCAUGGCGUACUCGUACUACAAGGACGGUGCAACCACUCCCGUGUUUAUGUUCAUCAAGUGGGGGUUGAAGGAAGUCAAGUUCUAAACAACGCGAUAAUAUCCACUCCAUUGCAUUAUAGCUCCAUCCUGUCAUCUGCCAACGUUCUCCCGCCGGCGGCUCCGUUGAACCCAGGUAGCAAAAGUCGUGGUAAUCUUUAUUAGCCUUGCGCAAUUGUUUGCCGAGCAAGCUCGAGCUGCUGGUCGGUGAGGCCCUUUGGAGCGGCUAGAGCGGGCACACUGGGCCGUCCAACCCGCAGCUUGGAGUUGUCGCAUUGAAAGCACA
Aphanomyces invadans is the source of this 820-nucleotide messenger RNA. RefSeq lists its product as hypothetical. The transcript has a single exon. Gene Ontology annotation, molecular function: calcium ion binding. The coding region runs from base 41 to 583 and encodes 180 amino acids. The record is from RefSeq and is a predicted model, not a curated record. Gene Ontology annotation, cellular component: cytoplasm. NCBI's taxonomy places the organism in Eukaryota, Oomycota, Saprolegniomycetes, Saprolegniales, Verrucalvaceae.